GUUACGCUGGGUGAUUCUGGACUUCUCGGCUCUUUCGCGUGUGCGAUGUGUCAAGUUGACACAUGUUUCUUAAAAUGAAUUAUCAUAUCUACCUAAUAUCGUUGUGAUAAUUUGGUGAUGAAAAUUCUUUAGUCGGUAUGGAUUAUUAUAAUAACACGGAUAAUUUUUACGAUCUACCAUCGGAAACAUGUGUUCCGGCCCGAAAGUUCAAUGUAACAAUAAUACCAGAUUUUUAUGCUGGCAUACCAGCCAAUUUAUUGUUAAAUUUCAUAGGUUUUAUGUUUUUGGUAAUUUUGUUUGGUUUGCUGCGUAAAAAAGCUUGGAAUUAUGGAAGACUCGCUCUCUUGCAUAAAACUGACAACAGAUGGAUGGAAUUGUUCUAUGGGGACAAUGAGGAAAAAGAAGCGGAUGUUUCUGCUAUUGAGGCCUCUGCCAAUGCUCAAUUGGCUCACAUAGAUAGAGGUUUUUUAACUUGGAUAGUAACUGCCUUUAAAGUCACUGACGCUGAACUACUGAGACGAGCCGGACCAGAUGGCUUGCUGUACAUUUCUUUUGAACGUCAUCUGAUUCUGCUAACAGCUAUGAUGACAUUGGUUUCACUGUGCGUUGCCUUACCCAUUAAUUUAAGCGGCCAGAUGCAGGGUGCAAAUGCAACCUUCAGUCACACGACUCUCUCCAAUUUAGAUCCCUCGUCUUCCUGGAUCUGGGUCUAUUCUGUUUUGAUAUUAUUAUAUUUACCUGCUGGUGCUUUUGUCAUGCGACGAUUUCUGAAACAGGUCCGAGACGCCAGACCAGCUGGUGAAUUAGCAGCAAGAACGUUGUUAAUAACGGAAAUUCCGAAGCAUCAAUGCGAUGCGAACAGCCUCAUGGAAUACUUCAAAGAAGCUUUUCCUACACUCUCGGUCGAAGAUGUCACACUGGCUCACGACAUUAAAAGAUUAUCAGCGCUAGACGCACAGAGGGAUUGCGCUGAACAGGCGAGACUUUAUUGCGAAAGUUACAAUAAGAGAAAAGAACGAUUACAGAUGUAUCCGUACCCUUGCGGCCAAGUCAUAGGUUGCUGUUGCAAAACGGUCGAUGCUGAAGAAUUUUACACGGCUGAGGAAAUUCGGUUAACGGCAAUGGUCAAGGAAGAACGAGCCGCUGCUCUAAGUCGACCUUUGGGAGUUGCAUUCGUCACACUCGGCACUCCAGGCGCAGCGAGAACAAUGCGACGACAAUUGCGGUCGGCGCCAACCAUAAAGUGGACCGUCGAUUACGCACCGGCGCCUUCUGACAUAUUUUGGGAAAAUUUAAACGUACCACGUCCUUGCUGGUAUUUCAAUGCUAUAUUUAUUAAUUUAGCACUUGGAAUAACUCUGUUUUUCCUGACAACUCCGGCAGUUAUUGUGGCGACAAUGAAUAAAAUACCAAUAAGUACCGGUGACGUCGUGAAUCACAACAGCGUUCUGUUCACCUUUUUGCCGACCUUACAACUCGUCACUAUCGCGGCACUCAUGCCCGCUCUUGUUGGGAGAAGCGAAGCUCUUGUAAGGCACUGGACAAGAAGCGGCCUGAAUCGGGCUGUAAUGAGAAAAACUUUGCUCCUGCUGCUUCUCAUGGUUCUUAUACUUCCGAGUCUUGGUCUGACCAGUGCUCAAGCAUUUUUCGAAUGGACCGUCACUCCCGGGAACAAAACUGGGAGAUGGGAAUGCGUCUUUUUGGCUGAUAAGGGCGCUCUUUUCGUGAAUUACGUUAUAACUGCGUCGUUGUUAGGAAGCGGAUUAGAAUUAAUGAGAUUUUCGGAACUGGCACUGUACACUUUUCGGCUUUGCAUAGCUCGAAGUCGAGCUGAACGUGUGCAUGUGAGAAAAGCUGUUUUAUGGGAAUUUCCAUUGGGUGCUCAUUACGCUUGGUUGCUUCUCGUGUUCACGAUGACAACGGUUUACAGUCUUGCGUGCCCUUUGAUCACGCCUUUUGGACUGCUGUAUCUAUCGGUGAAGCAUUUGGUUGAUCGCCACAAUUUGUGUUUCGCUUAUGGACCGAGCGUGGGUGGUGGGCAGUUAGCAGGAGCUGCUGCGAAUGCAGCAGGAGCAGCUCCAGUACUCGGACAAGCUGCAUUUUUAGCUCUUGGUCUUGUUAGAAAAGGUUUAUCGCCAUUAGCAGCUCUCCAGCUCAGUGGUUUUGCAGCUAGCAUUUUAGGCCUCGUAACUGGAGCAACUCUACCAGCUUCGAAGCCUAAAGGUCAAGUGCCUCGACGAGAUUUAACCACCAGUCAAAACUUUAUAGCUCCAGUAUUGAGAAAAAAAAUAGGCACUUUGCCGACCGAAGAAACAAUAUCGAUCAACUCAAACACUCCGUCAACGACAACCACGACGACACAAGCUCUCAGCAGAAGUCCAUCUGUUCACGACAGCCCAAAGUUGUACCAAGACUAUGGACGAGACGUUCACACUUAAUUGUCGAAAUACAAGCGAGAGAUUCAUUCACAAUGAGAAUACGAUAACAUCAAUUGAUUAUUCUCGAUUGAAGGAUUCUCGCUGCACUAACAAUAAUCCGAUAAAAUACAUUCGAAUUUUUGUGUGGGUUUUGCUUUAUGAAAUUGAAGAUCUUCUACAUGGCUGUUACGUUCUUACAGUUUUAAAUUUCAAUGAACAGAGAAAAAGAUGGUACGUUUGAAACAAAGUGUUUUUUGGCUUAGUCCUAUGUGAUUUUUCCUGUAUAAAUACAUUUGGUACUCUAUGAAUAUGUGAAAUAAGUGUAACGUUAGAUACUAUGUCAUAGUAUACUUGUAAUUAUGAAUCCGAGGAGCAAAAUGGUUUUACAACAGCACGAGCUUACCCAUCGAUAUCGUGAGAUCGUCGAUUAUUGUAUGCACGAGUGAUUCCUUUGUACAGUAAAUGCCGCCAAUGUAUUUUUUAAGUAAUAUAUAUAUAUAUCUUGCGUUAAAUAUUCGAUGACACGUCAAUUUUUUCUUUAUCUAUUGUUGUAAAUGAAUGUGUGAAAAAAAGAAAGAAAACUUAUCGGCCAACUUAUUUGGCUGUUGUAUUAUUUCGUGUGUAUAAAGGAUAAACAAAAUAUUCGAUUCGACCACUA
Messenger RNA from Venturia canescens, 3075 nucleotides. RefSeq names its product transmembrane protein 63 (gene Tmem63). Gene Ontology annotation, cellular component: plasma membrane. Bases 138 to 2438 code for a protein of 766 amino acids. Lineage: Eukaryota; Metazoa; Arthropoda; Insecta; Hymenoptera; Ichneumonidae. The transcript is spliced from 11 exons. The record is from RefSeq and is a predicted model, not a curated record. Gene Ontology annotation, molecular function: calcium-activated cation channel activity.